GAAGCCUUUGAGUUACCAUAAGUGACUGGCAAUCUGAUUCUCUGAUACCCUUUGGGUAAAGGGAAUCAGAGGUCAACCCCAAUAUAUUUAUAUAAACACAAAAGUCACAUAGAAAUGUAAUAAAUAUAUUGGAUAAAAUGUCAUACACAUCAAAGAUUUUCUUAAUUUGGUUAUAUUACAUAACAACUUUUAGAAAAAAAUAGAGAAUCAAGAAAAUCAAUAUGCAUAGGCAUUGAUAAUCAAGCAGCUUUUCUUUUUCCUUUUUGCAUUUCAAGAAACCAAGGAAAAGUGGUUUUGCUGAAAUGGGUAUGCCACAAAUCAUUGGAAGAAUGGAAGGAUGGCUUUAUUCUAUUAGGUCCAAUAGGUUUGGCUUACAGUUUUCGCGCAAGAGGUAUUUCAUUCUUGAAGAACAUCACCUCAAAUGCUACAAAACAAUACCCAUUUCAGAGAACGAGGAGCCGGUUAGAAGUGCAAUGAUAGACUCUUGCAUUCGUGUCACUGAUAAUGGAAGAGAGAGCAUCAAUAGAAAAGUCUUCUACAUUUUCACCCUCUAUAGUACUAUAAAUCACAAUGAUCAACUUAAGUUGGGAGCAAGUAGUUCAGAAGAUGCAGCAAAAUGGAUUCAAUCUUUGCAGAGUUCAGUGUUGAAGGAGUGUCCAGAUCCAGGAAAAGACUUUGUGGCCGUUUCUAAGAGGAAAUGGCCACCUUUAAGAUUAAGUGUUUCAACAAGGAUGGAUUGUAAGAGAUCUGUGGAUUAUUUCUCAACAUUGCAUACUGAAGCAAUGACAUCUGAUGUUCUUGCUCCCUCCCCAUGGAAAAUUUUUGGUUGUCAAAAUGGACUACGCCUUUUUAAAGAGGCCAAAGAUUGGGAUUCUCAUGGGGGAUAUUGGGAUGAUCAUGCUGCGAUAAUGGCAGUUGGUGUGGUUGAUGGGACUUCUGAGGCCAUUUUUAGGACCCUUAUGUCCCUUGGUCCAUUAAGAUCAGAAUGGGACUUCUGUUUCUUCAGGGGUAGCAUGGUCGAGCACCUUGAUGGUCAUACUGAUAUUAUCCACAAGCAAUUAUACAGCGAUUGGCUACCCAGAUGGAUGAAACGCAGAGAUUUAUUGUUGAGACGGUAUUGGAGAAGAGAGGACGAUGGAACCUAUGUUAUCUUAUACCAUUCUGUUAUUCACAAGAAGUGCCCACCACAAAACGGCUAUGUGCGAGCCUGCCUUAAAAGCGGAGGAUUUGUUAUAACACCUAUAAAUCAAGGAAGACGAUCACUUGUAAAACAUAUGCUUGCAGUUGAUUGGAAGUCUUGGAAAUUAUAUCUGCGACCCUCGGCUGAACGAGCUAUGACAAUUCGAAUGCUUGAAAGAGUUGCAGCAUUAAGGGAGCUGUUCAAUUCCAGAGACGAAAAUUAUGCAGACUUCUUAUCUGGGGAUUCAACAGAACAAGUUGUGUUGCCUCAGAUUGAAAAGUUAGAUUUCAAACUGGAAGUUAAAGGAUCAGAAAAUAUUGAAUCUAAUUUGACACAGAAUGAAGUUGAAAAAACAAGUACAAGCUUAACUUGUCUGAAUAGUUCUCCUGAUGAAUUCUUUGAUGUUCCUGAUGCCAAUGACAUGAUGGAUUUUGAACAUAUGGGAAAUGAUUGGUCUUCUAAAAUCAGUCCUGAGAUUCAAACACCGAGUAUUCACCCACCAAGACUAUCAUCUGCUGCUGGCAUAGUGAAGAAGUUGCAUGACCUUGCAGUUCAAAAGAAAGGAUACACGGACUUACAUGAGGCAGCAAAGGAAGAUAGCAUAUCGUGCUCCUUUGGAUCUACUCUUCAAAAAGAUCCAACUUGUUCUUUACCUUGCACUUGGGCUGCUGCUGAACCUUCUUCAUUUUUGAUUCGUGGACAAAAUUAUCUGAAGGAUCGUGAAAAGGUAAAAGCAAAGGGCACUUUGAUGCAAAUGGUUGGUGCAGAUUGGUUGAGAUCUGAUCAACGAGAAGAUGAUCUCGGCGGUCGUCCAGAAAGCAUUGUCCAGAAGUAUGCAUCACAAAAUCGACCGGAAUUCUUCUUUAUCGUCAAUAUACAGGUUCCAGGAUCAACCUUGUACACCUUGGCAUUAUAUUACAUGCUAAAAACUCCAUUGGAAGAAACACCUGUGUUGUAUAACUUUGUCAAUGGCGAUGAUGCCUAUAGAAAUUCAAGAUUCAAACUUAUACCUUACAUUUCUAAGGGAUCAUGGAUAGUCAAGCAAAGUGUUGGUAAGAAAGCUUGUUUGGUUGGGCAAGCAUUAGAAUCGCAUUAUAUUCGUGGGAAAAACUACUUAGAGCUCGAAAUCGAUGUUGGAUCUUCCACAGUUGCAAGAGGAGUGGUCAAUCUUGUGCUUGGAUACUUGAACAAUUUGGUCAUAGAAAUGGCAUUUCUGAUACAGGCUGAAACUGAAGAAGAGCUUCCAGAAUUUCUUCUUGGAACAUGUCGACUUAAUCAUCUAGAUGCAGCAAAAUCAGUAUUGGUAUGACCAUAAUUUUCACCAUAACAUUUUUGUAUCUUCAUGUGAGAUUGGAUCAAGUAAGGGCAGAGUGAAGAAGAAGAAGCUGUAAGACUUUUAUUAGUAGAAGCUCUUUCUUUUCCAUUCAAUCAUAAUGUCAUGAUUCUUUGCUAGGUUAAUAUAUUUUGUAAGAUACUCAAUUUUCUUUUUGGUUGUCUAAAUAUGUAUAAUGUAUUCAAAAAUAUGUUUUAUGAACACAUUAAUUAUAA
Molecule: messenger RNA, 2728 nt
Organism: Jatropha curcas
Lineage: Eukaryota; Viridiplantae; Streptophyta; Magnoliopsida; Malpighiales; Euphorbiaceae
Source: RefSeq, a predicted model, not a curated record